GGCACAGAGUGAACAUGCAAAACCCGCACAGAAAGUCCCCGGUUCGGCUCGGGCUCGAACCUGAGACCUUCUUGCUGUGAGGCACUAACCGGUGUUCCGCCCCACAGGCAGAGAAUGAAACUGAAAUGUAUACGUUGUUCUAUUUCCUCCAUCAUCAACGUAGCAGAGUUGAAGCUCACACUUCCUAAACCACAUUGUCUCCUUUGAAAAAAACUUAACUUUACGGAAAGUGUCAUCUUCCAAAGCAGGUUACCUGCGGACAGUGGAGCCGUUCUGCAGGAUGUCAGGGAUGAUAGCCAGCACAACAAACUACCUGUGGUCUUUACAUGAUGUCCUCGGCCAAGGCGCCACCGCCAAUGUAUUCAAAGCACGUAACAAGAGGACAGGUGAGCUGGUAGCUGUCAAGGUAUUUAAUUUACUGAGCUACAACCGCCCUCAUGAGGUCCAGAUGAGAGAGUUUGACAUGCUGAGGAAGCUCAACCACAGCAACAUUGUCAGGCUUUUUGCAGUGGAAGAGCUUCCCACUAAACAGAAGGUGCUGGUGAUGGAGUAUUGUUCAGGAGGAAGUCUGCACAGCCUUCUAGAGGAGCCAGAAAAUGCCUUUGGUCUUCCUGAAACAGAGUUCCUCACCGUAUUGCAGUGUGUAGUGCAGGGUAUGAACCACCUGCGGGAAAACGGAGUGGUACACCGGGACAUUAAGCCAGGCAACAUCAUGCGGCAGGUUUGGGAAGACGGCAAGUCCAUUUAUAAGCUGACUGACUUUGGAGCAGCAAGAGAGCUGGAGGAUGAUGAGAAGUUUGUUUCUCUCUAUGGAACUGAAGAGUAUCUGCACCCAGACAUGUAUGAGCGUGCUGUGCUGCGUAAGGGUCAUCUGAAAUCCUAUGGAGUGAAUGUGGACCUGUGGAGUAUUGGGGUGACAUUUUACCAUGCUGCCACUGGGUGUCUUCCCUUCACACCAUUUGAAGGACCCCGCAAGAACAAAACCACCAUGUACAAAAUAACUACAGAGAAACCUAUGGGGGCAAUAGCUGGAAUACAGCGGGUGGAGGGUGGUCCAAUAGAGUGGAGCUACCACCUACCUCACAGCUGCCAGUUGUCACAGGGGCUACGGGUGCAGCUGGUUCCAGUUUUAGCAGGUAUACUGGAGGCUGACCAGGAGAGGUCCUGGGGUUUUGAUCAGUUCUUCACAGCCACUACAGACAUACUGCAGCGACAGCCAGUGUACCUCUUCUCUCUGCAGCAGGCCAUGGCCCACUGUAUUUACAUACAUCACUACAACACGGUGUCAGUCUUCUUUGAGGAAGUGGCAUCUCAGACUGGUAUAGGUGUUCAGCAGCAACAUCUACUGUAUCUGGGGCAUGACCUUCCUCUAGAGGGCAACAUGAAGGUGGUCAAUCUCCCACCUACUUCACCUGCCCAGCCCCUCAUUCUGCUCAACUAUCGGCCUGAAGCAAACACCAGCUUCCCUUUCAAAGAACCAGAGACUCCUAUCAUCCCAUCCAAGUUUGACGUGAUGGCAGACUACAAUUUCACCAAGGUAAUAGCAGGAGUGGUGCACCAGUAUCUGAGGAUAGUACAGUUGCUGCACAUGCACCGAGAGCUGCUACUGCAAGGAUACUAUAGUUACAUGAUGGAGUUGCGCAGGGAGUGUGGAGAAGCCAUGCAUGGUAUUAUGUUGAUAACCAUUAGGCUGCAAUCUUGCCUUAACCUAGGGCACAGGAUCCACGCACUAGGCCAUUGCACUUCAGAGAACCAAGGCUCAGCUGAUAACAGUCAAAAGCUGCAGCUGGUCCGUGAGCACCUACCUGUAUAUACUGCAGGCAUCCAAGAGUUUCAGAGCCGACUGGACCACCUCCAGAUAGAACAGGCCAAGCUAGCAGAGAUCCUGGCUGAUGACAAGAGCUGUCAGAAGAUGGAGAUGCUGCUGCAGAAGAUAACAGCAAUUCAUCAGCAAUAUCGCAAAGACAGACAUACCGGCAAGUUGGCAUAUAAUGACGAACAAAUCCACAAGUUUGAGAAAAUUCACCUGUCAUCCCACAUUAAGCGAGUGAAAUCCCUCUUCAGAGAGGACUGCCUGCAGAGAUACAAAGAGCUUUUGGCCUCAACCAGAACAUGGAGCAGUGUCUUACUGGAGAUGCAUACCCGACUGCAGGACUUCAGCUCUUUCUCCACAGGCUUGUUGGCCGAACUGGAGAUGAAUGAGCAACGUCAGAAUAAGGCUCUGGACAGAAUCAUUUUCACUCCACAGACCAACAGAGCAGGACAACAGCCUGAAAUCACACCUAAGGACAAGGACCACAUGGUCUCCAGGAUGCACCAUCUGAAGGAUGAAAUGGAGAUUUUGGUGAGGGAACUACAGUGUAACAACAGCAUUAUAGAGAGUUUGGGAGCAGUGAACUCUGCAGCAGCUCUGGAGCCAAGUCUGACCAGACCGUCUACAUUGUAACAAAUAUGCAGCAUCUUUGCAUCUGAAUUUACAGAUUCACAAGCACUUUCUCUGACGAAUACCACAUUGUAGUUGUCUUUAAUAAGCAGCUAUGGAAGGAUGUCUCAUGUCAUUUAAACCAGGUUUCUUUGGUUCCUCUCUCCUCACAGUUUCUCCUUGUAUCUUACAUAGGUAGGAUUAAGAUGCAAGGAAAAGAUGUAGUUAGUGGAAUUGGGAUUCAUCUCAUGUCUCUGUGUUUGUUAUUAAAGGAAGGGUUAGAGUCAUCUGCUGUUUUUUUUUUUCUUCAGUCAAAUGGUCCCAUGUAACUUCCUUUAUAGUUUUAUCAUUGUGACUGAUUUGUGAUUGGUUACAGUCAGAAUUCCCAAGCACAGUAACAGUGUUAUACUUUUGAAGUUGCAUUUGUCUCUGUUCCUGUUAAUGUUUAACUGUAAUAAUAAGUUAUUUCUCUAUUUUAUCAUUGGUUUCUCUGUAAAAGAGAAGAAAAAUCAGGGAAACUCAGCACUCACCACAGUAUGUCCUUUUUAACAGAACUACAUGUGGCUAACAUUUACACUGUGGUUCACAGUGUGGGGAAAUCCCAGGGUUUGGUAUUUGUUAGUAAAUGGAUUACACGUGAUGCAUGAGGUUUAAGGAUUGGUAAAAUGUACUUUACUUAUACUGUACUAUAAAUCUUUGUUAUCAACAUUUUUAAUCUAUUGUUUGUUUUGUCUCAAAUGAUGAAGUAAUAGUAGGCUGAAAAGUGUAAGUAAAAAACAUCUUAUGUCUGUUCUUGUCAGUUUACAGUAGGAACGUACCUCUGCAGUGUAUGAGGAUGACUCACUGUGAUCUGAAAAGUCACUGAGGACACAAAUGACUGUGAUAAUAGUACACUCUUAUAGUCAGUCUUUCUCAAAGUACUUUAACAUUAAAA
This is a messenger RNA of Monopterus albus (swamp eel), 3356 nucleotides long. RefSeq names its product inhibitor of nuclear factor kappa B kinase subunit epsilon (gene ikbke). Gene Ontology annotation, cellular component: cytoplasm. The transcript has 21 exons. Gene Ontology annotation, biological process: peptidyl-serine phosphorylation. Gene Ontology annotation, molecular function: ATP binding; protein serine/threonine kinase activity. The record is from RefSeq and is a predicted model, not a curated record. Lineage: Eukaryota; Metazoa; Chordata; Actinopteri; Synbranchiformes; Synbranchidae. The coding region runs from base 281 to 2446 and encodes 721 amino acids.